UAUAGAGCAGCGCAUACUUGGCAUCACAAGUUUGAGAUCACUCAGAGAGAGAGAGAGAGAUGUUAUGAAAAUAGCAUUACAAAAAAUGUUGUCUUAUUUUGUACCUAUGGCUAACAAUAAGGACAACAAAGGUAAACAAAGCAUAACAGACACACUUAUACACACGUAUACAUACAUACAUACAGUAAAACAAAUGUUUUAUUCAUUUAUUUAAAAUGGGCAAAUUGUGCAGUCUCAACAGAGGGGUUUUCAGUUGGCAUUGUAGAGUUUUCUCUGUCCUGAUUGGGCCGUGACAGCAAGCCUCGUCCGCCUUACACCGGGAUCCCCGCUCGUUAACUCUUUCACGGAGCUCUGACGGUCCCCGGCCCACGGCUCAGUGCCGCCUCUGACCCGCCGCUCGCCCGCUCAGGUGUCGCUCUGCACGGCGCAGGCUCCGCCCCCAACCGGCUCUGACCGACUGUCAGAAGAACAGGAAGACUCCUCUCCAGCUGAAGACGCAGUCGCUUCACUGUUGUCACCCAAGGGGUUAAAAAGUUAACUAAACAGUCAUGGAAACUAAUUUAGGAGACGCAGUCGGGCAAAGUCAUCCGUAAUACCAACCCGCCGGCCGUGUCACAGUCGCCAAAACAACUCGUGGAAGUGGGAAGAGUUUUUCUUUUUUUCUUCUUUCCGCGGAGACUUUACCUACUGUAGCCUAAGCUAACGGCUAGCUUACUUAGUGCCGCCUAUUUUCGGGACUUAUAAUUGUGUAAACAUUGUUUAAGCCACCGGGUUGUGUUCCACGUGGAUAACGUUACUGGUAGAAUAAAUCCUCAUUUGUAUUAUAAACACGCAACAUAUUGUUUUUGUACUUUACGUCCCGACGACGUGGGGCUGUGCUUUGAAUUUCCCUCCCUCAGGGAUCCAGCCCGGCGGCGUAGCGAGGGCUCGCUCCGCUGGCUCCGCCGGCUCCGCUGGCUCUCGACCAAAUCAUUAGCAGCUCUGAGCUAAUUGUGGCUCAGGGUACGAGCUUAGGCCCGAGGGGAAUUAACGGGUGGCUUCUUCGAAAAGUUCAGAGGCAUCGUGGGAGGAAGAGGAAGUUGUUUCUUCAUUCAACAUUUAAAUCGAGGGACAUUACCGCCACACGGGCUAAUCUAACAACCCCAAUUCAAAGAAACGGAUUAAGUUCUAAAUAUGGAUCCACACACGGGGAACUCGGCCUCGGCUGCUGGUCCCAAGAAGGACAAGAAAGCCAAGAAGAACUACGAGGAUGGAGAUGGGAAAAAGAAGUUUAAGCUCAAACACCUGAUUCCUGAUGAGUUGGAACGUUUCACCAGCAUGAGGAUGAAAAAGGACAAGGAGAAGCCCAGCCUAGUGCCAGGUCAGCGACACUCUUCAGCUGCCAGCUAUGAGACCAACGCUCCGAGUGCUGUGCUGCACGACCAUUCUGAUGAAUACGUGCUGGAACUCUUCGAACAGAUGCUGGUGGAUAUGAACCUGAAUGGAGAGAAGCAGCAGCCUCUCAGGGAAAAAGACAUUACGAUCAAACGGGAGAUGGUCUCCCAGUACCUCCACACGUCCAAAGCUGGUCAAAACCAGAAGGAGAGCGCCAAGUCAGCCAUGAUGUACAUCCAGGAGUUGAAGUCAGACUACCGAGACACACAGCUGCUGAGCUGUCUGGAAUCUCUGCGAGUCUCCCUCAGUAACAACCCUGUCAGUUGGCUGCAGAACUUCGGAGACGAGGGGCUCGCCUUGCUGCUCAAUCGGCUGAGAAGACUCCAGGAGGACAAAGACGAGUACCCUAUGAUGGGAGUGAAAUGUCAACACGAGAUCAUACGCUGUUUGAAAGCCUUUAUGAACAACAAGUACGGUCUGAAAUCCAUGCUGGAGUCACAAGAGGGGAUUCCGCUGCUGGUCAGAGCCAUCAACCCUCGCGUGCCUCAUAUGAUGGUGGAUGUUGUCAAGCUGCUUUCUGCCAUCUCAAUAUUGGAGCAUCCUGAGAACCUUCAUGAGCGUGUUCUGGAGGCCAUUACUGAGGAGGCAGAGAGACUGGACAUUGAGAGGUUCCAGCCGCUCCUUGCUGGCAUGAAAAAUCACAAUAUUGCUCUUAAGGGUGGCUGCAUGCAGCUAAUCAAUGCCUUGAUAAGCCGGGGAGAAGAGUUGGACUUCAGGAUCCAUAUUCGCUCUGAACUGCAAAGAUUGGGACUCAGAGACCUGCUGACGGAGGUGCGGAUGAUAGAAAAUGAAGAGCUGAGGGUGCAACUCACAGUGUUUGAUGAGCAGGCUGAAGAUGACUCUGAGGACCUCAAAGCACGUCUUGAUGACAUCCGCAUUGAGAUGGAUGAUGUGAGGGAAGUGUUCGAUAUCCUAGUCAACACUGUGAAGGACUCCAAGGGCGAAACCCACUUCCUGUCCCUGAUGCAACACCUGCUGCUCAUUCGCAAUGACUAUUUGGCCAGGCCUCAGUACUACAAGUUGAUAGACGAGUGUGUUGCUCAGGUCGUGCUUCACAGGAAUGGAGCGGAUCCGGACUUCAAGUGCCGUAACCUCAGUCUCAACAUUGAGGGCUUGAUAGACAACAUGGUGGACCAGACCAAGGUAGAAACCAGCGAGGCCAAGGCGGCCGAGAUGGAAAAGAAGCUGGAUGCCGAGUUGACGGCACGCCACGAGUUGCAGGUGGAGCUGAAGAAACUGGAGGGAGACUAUGAGCAGAAGCUGCAGGUCUUGAGCCAAGAGAAGGAACAACUGGCCACUUCGAAGCUGGAGCGAGAAAAAGAGAGCCAGGGACUACAGCAACAGCUCACCACUCUGCAACAGCAGAUUGAAACGCUCUCUAAAGAUCUGGAAGAGGCCAAGACGAGAGUUGUUACUGUUCCUCUGCCACCACCUGCCCCUCCUCUCCCUGGACACAAUGCAGGUAUACCCCCUCCACCUCCUCCCCCACCUAUGCCCGGUUAUUCAGGCAUACCUGCUCCUCCACCCCCUCCUCCUUUACCGGGUCAAGUCGGUAUUCCUCCUCCACCUCCCCCGCCUCCUUUACCAGGCAUGCCAGGACCUCCACCACCCCCGCCCCUCCCUGGCAUGUCAGGACCUCCACCACCCCCGCCCCUCCCUGGCAUGUCAGGACCGCCACCCCCUCCACCCUUACCUGGGAUGGGACCUCCACCACCACCACCACCUCCUGGGUUUCCCGGUAUCCCUCCCCCACCACCGGGCGGCCCAGGUAUGCCGCCACCUCCACCAUUUGGCAUGGGGGGCUGGGGGGUCCCUGCAGCAGUCUCACUGCCUUACGGGCUCCAGCCUAAGAAGGAAUACAAGCCUGAAGUCCAGCUGAAGAGAGCCAACUGGAGCAAGAUCGGACCUGAAGACCUCUCUGAGAAGAGUUUCUGGACCAAGGCAAAGGAGGGGAAAUUUGAAAACGAUGAGCUCUUUGCCAAACUCACGUUGGCCUUCUCCUCACAGACAAAGACCACUAAAGGUAAGAGUAUCACGCACCCACUUUCAUUGAGUUGUUCUUUCACAAAGCCUCUCCCGCCUUCCUCAACCUUCCCUUCCUCGACUUGGAGGACACGCUGCACAUUUACAUUAUUCAGGAACACUUUGUCAAAAAAGCUUCUCACACACGUUCAUGAAUAA
Messenger RNA from Pseudoliparis swirei, 3615 nucleotides. RefSeq names its product protein diaphanous homolog 1. The transcript is spliced from 18 exons. Gene Ontology annotation, biological process: actin filament polymerization; actin cytoskeleton organization. Gene Ontology annotation, cellular component: cytoplasm; actin filament. Lineage: Eukaryota; Metazoa; Chordata; Actinopteri; Perciformes; Liparidae. The record is from RefSeq and is a predicted model, not a curated record. Gene Ontology annotation, molecular function: microtubule binding; actin binding; small GTPase binding. Bases 1174 to 3615 code for a protein of 813 amino acids.